GAGGAGCUUGGGAGACGUCACGUCUCGGUGUCUUGCGCUACUCGGAGCAGGUCAUAGUGUGGGUCGGAUCACAAACUGAUCUAAAGAUGACUAGCUCAAUUCAUGAUGUACUGCCCCAGAAUUUUGCCUAUGUAAUCCUGACCUAUGUCUAUAGCUACAUCAUGCUCAUGUACCUUGGUAUCAACGUAGGAAAGGCGAGGAAGAAAUACGGAGUCAAGUACCCCCAGAUGUAUUCUGAUAAAGAACAAAUAUUUAACUGUAUCCAGAGAGCACAUCAGAAUACCCUUGAAGUAUAUCCUGCGUGGUUGAUCUUCCAGUUGAUUGCUGGUAUUGCAUUUCCAUUAUCUGCCGCUGUCCUUGGAGCUAUAUGGGUGACUAGUCGCUUUUCAUAUGCUUGGGGAUAUUAUACUGGAGACCCAGAGAAGAGAAUGAAGGGCGCUUAUGGCUACAUCGGACUGCUUGGUAUACUCUUGCUGUCAAUAACUGCCGCUUUGCAACUUCUUCACAUUGUUUGAUUUUAAAAAAAACAUUGUUACAGUUUAUGAAAUUGUCAGCAUUUUCUUUCUUUUUUUUUUUUUUUUUGUCAAUUUUCUGAAACUGAAUAAAAUUACCAUUUUUUUUUU
Bombina bombina (fire-bellied toad) is the source of this 623-nucleotide messenger RNA. Its product is annotated as microsomal glutathione S-transferase 3. The coding region runs from base 87 to 515 and encodes 142 amino acids. The transcript is spliced from 4 exons. Gene Ontology annotation, cellular component: nuclear envelope; endoplasmic reticulum; membrane. The record is from RefSeq and is a predicted model, not a curated record. NCBI's taxonomy places the organism in Eukaryota, Metazoa, Chordata, Amphibia, Anura, Bombinatoridae. Gene Ontology annotation, molecular function: glutathione peroxidase activity; glutathione transferase activity.